GCGCAUGCGUCCUGGCCUCCCGGACGGUGCGAUGACGGCUGAGGCGGCCACAGCAGAGACCUCCGAGGUCUUCCAGGAGUGUGGCUGCAAGGGUAUCCGGACCUGUCUGAUUUGCGAGAGGCAGCGGCAGGUUGACCCGCCCUGGCAGCUCUCCCCGCAGAAAACACACCGCUUCCUUUACUGUGUGGACACAGGCUGGGCCGUAGGGGCCGAGGGUUCCGACUUUGCAGGCUGGGCCUUCCCCUUUCCGGGGGUGACACUCAUAGCGGAUUUUGUGACCCGGGAGGAAGAGGCCGAGAUGGUGCGCUUGAUGGACCGUGACCCUUGGAAGCUGUCUCAGUCUGGCCGGAGGAAGCAGGACUACGGCCCCAGAGUCAACUUCCGGAAGCAGAAGCUGAAGGUGGCAGGCUUCCAGGGCCUGCCCAGCUUCAGCCGGGAGGUGGUGCGGAGGAUGGGCCUCUACCCCAGCCUGGAGGGCUUCCAGCCCGUGGAGCAGUGUAACCUGGACUACAGCCCCGAGCGCGGCUCUGCCAUCGACCCUCACCUGGAUGACGCCUGGCUGUGGGGCGAGCGGCUGGUGAGCCUCAACCUCCUGUCCCCCACCGUGAUGUCCAUGUCCCGGGAGGCACCCGGCUCCCUGCGACUCCGCUUGGCCCCUCCCACCGGCCCCAAGGACAGUGUGGACAGCGAGGUCACUCCCACCCGGUCCGUCUUGUGCCAGGAUGUGGAGGUGGCCAUCCCCGUUCCCCGCUGCUCCCUGCUGGUGCUGACCGGGGCGGCGCGGCACCAGUGGACACACGCCAUCCACCGCAGGCACAUCACAGCCCGGCGCGUCUGUGCCACCUUCCGGGAGCUGUCAGCCGAGUUCCAGCCUGGGGGGAGGCAACAGGACCUAGGACGUGAGCUCCUGCAGAUCUCAUGCUCUUUCCAAGGGAGACCCGUGUGAGCUACCUCCCUGGGGACAGGCCUGUGCCAGCCUGGCUAGAGGUGCCAGAGCCAGCUCUCUUCCUCUUGUUAGGUUUUGGUAGAAGCCAUCUGACCCUGAUGCCAUGGUAGCGUGAGCCAUGUCCAGAGCUGGUUUGGGCGGGACCCUGCACAGGAUCCCACCCCUCGGACCUGCACUGUGGCUACUGUUUGGGUUAAUCUGUCAGUUUAUUUUAUUUUAUUUUUUUUGUCUUUUUGAGGCAGGGUCUCGCUAUGCAGUUCAGGCUGGC
Chinchilla lanigera (long-tailed chinchilla) is the source of this 1214-nucleotide messenger RNA. It is a transcript of the gene Alkbh4, whose product is annotated as alkB homolog 4, lysine demthylase. The record is from RefSeq and is a predicted model, not a curated record. Gene Ontology annotation, molecular function: actin binding; oxidoreductase activity; demethylase activity. Lineage: Eukaryota; Metazoa; Chordata; Mammalia; Rodentia; Chinchillidae. Bases 5 to 946 code for a protein of 313 amino acids. Gene Ontology annotation, cellular component: midbody; contractile ring. Gene Ontology annotation, biological process: oxidative demethylation; actomyosin structure organization; protein demethylation. The transcript has 3 exons.